Molecule: messenger RNA, 1489 nt
Organism: Polistes dominula (European paper wasp)
Lineage: Eukaryota; Metazoa; Arthropoda; Insecta; Hymenoptera; Vespidae
Gene: Coq2
Product: ubiquinone biosynthesis protein COQ2, mitochondrial
Biological process (GO): ubiquinone biosynthetic process
Cellular component (GO): mitochondrial inner membrane
Molecular function (GO): 4-hydroxybenzoate polyprenyltransferase activity
Source: RefSeq, a predicted model, not a curated record
CAGUACAGAUUUCUGUCAAUACAGAAUAUAGUUAAGAUUUUGUUUAUAACUCGUGAUUUAGAAUAGUUAAGCUUAUUUAAAAAAGACUAUUUUAUAGCCAAGGUCGAUCUGAGGUAACGUUCAUUACACGUUAGUUAUAAAAUUAUCCACUUUUUAUCUUAAUUAUUUAGAUAAAUUAUAAAAUCAUGUUAUCAAUACGAAGUGGUCAAAAACUUGGUGCAUAUCUUUGGUUGCCAACGUGCAUUGAUCAUUCUAAUCUAAAGCAGAUCAGGAGAAUAACUUUAAGCAGUAUAUGCUCUUUUAAGAAUUUUCAUACUUUAUCCUUUAAACAAAUUAAGUACAAAUACAAAAUAUAUUUUGAUAUAGAUAAUAAAGUUAAGCCUUUGUUAGGAUCAAACACAUUAUCUUAUAUUGAUUUGUCCCAUUGCCAGGAGAGAAGAUAUUCAAGAUUAACUACAAGAAUACUCAAUUCUUCAUCAAGUGUACAACCCUAUAUGAAACUUAUGAGAAUAGAUAAACCUAUAGGAUCAUGGUUGCUAUUUUGGCCUUGCGGUUGGAGCAUAGCUAUGGCAGCACCUCCAGCCUGUUUACCAGACUUCAAAUUAUUGACGCUAUUCGGAUUAGGCGCAUUUAUAAUGCGAGGUGCUGGCUGUACUAUAAAUGAUAUGUGGGAUAAAGAUAUAGACAAAAUGGUAGCAAGAACGAAAGAUAGACCUUUGGCUACUGGACAACUAACGUAUUUACAGUCGCUUAUUUUUCUUGGAGGACAAUUGAGCUUAGGCUUAUUCGUGUUAUUACAGUUAAACUGGUAUAGCGUUUUUCUUGGCGCAAGUUCUUUAGGAUUGGUAAUAAUUUAUCCUUUAAUGAAAAGAAUAACGUAUUGGCCCCAAUUAAUACUAGGAAUGACUUUCAAUUGGGGAGCUCUUUUGGGAUGGUCAGCUGUGCGAGGGUCAUGUGAUUGGUCCGCGUGCCUACCUCUUUAUGUUGCCGGAGUUUGUUGGACUAUCAUAUAUGAUACUAUUUACGCUCAUCAAGACAAAGUAGAUGAUUUGUUGUUAAACAUUAAAUCGACCGCGUUAAAGUUCGGAGAUAAAACGCAAUUAUAUUUGUCUGCAUUCGGUAUAUUUAUGACAGUAGGAUUAGUAACAUCUGGCAUUGUAACUGCACAAACUUGGCCUUAUUAUGCAGCAGUAGGAUUAACUGGAAAACAUCUUGUCAAUCAGAUAUAUACUUUAGAUAUCAAUAAUCCUAACGAUUGCGCUAAAAAAUUUAUAUCUAAUCGGAAUGUAGGACUGAUUCUUUUUAUAGGUAUUAUUUUAAGUAAUUUAUGCAAAGAUCUCCCAGAAAAGCAAGAUCAUCGAAAUAAGCAAGAAAAGAAGGAAAAUAGUAUAAAAUAAAUGUACAAGUUAUUGGAGUGCCAUUGAUUAGUCAACAUAUACCAAAUACAUACUUUUAUGACAUAUGUCAUAUUAUGUACAUAGAAAAACAA